AUGGAACAGGUCAUUUACCAUGGUUUGUCUGAACUGCAGCGGAAAAUAUACCUCAAUAUACUGAUACGAAAUUACGACGUGGAGCCAGAACCGUUUGAAGAAGGCGAACAUCUGGUAGAAGCGAGUGGCAAACUUUAUACUCUGGACCUUUUGUUGAAAUACCUGUCCGCCAUGGGACACAAGACGUUGAUCUUUUCGCAAAUGACCCGCAUGCUGGACAUCUUACAGGACUACUUGACAUACCGAGGCUAUACGUACGAAAGAUUGGAUGGUUCGGUUCGGGCCGAAGAGCGUUUUAACGUCAUUCGCCGCUUUUCGGACGAUGAAGAAACGUUCGUGUUUCUGCUGAGUACUCGGGCCGGUGGCAUUGGCAUCAAUCUGUCGGCGGCAGACACGGUGAUCUUCUACGACUCAGACUUCAACCCGCAGAGCGACCUCCAGGCAACGGACCGAGUCCACAGGAUCGGUCAGACAAAGUAA
Soboliphyme baturini is the source of this 480-nucleotide messenger RNA. Lineage: Eukaryota; Metazoa; Nematoda; Enoplea; Dioctophymatida; Soboliphymatidae. The record is from the annotation of a GenBank genome assembly.